Molecule: messenger RNA, 624 nt
Organism: Acanthoscelides obtectus
Lineage: Eukaryota; Metazoa; Arthropoda; Insecta; Coleoptera; Chrysomelidae
Source: the annotation of a GenBank genome assembly
AUGGAGAACAUGAAUCCUGAAGAUGUUUUGAAUUUCAUGGUAUUAGUCAACAACCUGAAACAUUUUCCGCGAAGAGGUUGGGCUUACCAGGGUGUGGAAAAUGUUGAGCAAAUUGCGGGCCACAUGUAUUCUAUGGGAAUGAUGACAUUCUUCCUUGGAAAUGACUCCAAACUAGACAGGUUAAAGUGCCUACAGUUAGCUGUUGUUCAUGAUUUAGCUGAGAGUAUUGUGGGGGACAUCACACCUCACGAUAACAUACCUGUAGAAAAAAAGCACCAAAUGGAAGAUGAAGCGAUGAAAGGCAUCAGUAAGCUAGUAGGAGAUGAAGUAGGAUCAUUAAUUUAUACCCUGUAUAAAGAAUAUGAAGCGAAAGAAACCCCAGAGGCGAAAUUUGUUAAGGAUUUAGACCAGUUUGACCUGCUAUGUACAGCUUCAUACUAUGAAAACCGUGACCAGACCCCAGGAAAGCAUCAAGUGUUCUUUGACGUGAUGGAAGGAAAAAUCAAACAUCCAUUUAUUAAAAAGUUGGUAGACACUUUGGAAGCUCAAAGAGUGAGACAAAGAAAGGGACAUCUGGAUGAGGGUGAUGAUAUCAAGUCAACCUUGAAUGGAACAAAAGAAUAG